Molecule: messenger RNA, 4147 nt
Organism: Girardinichthys multiradiatus
Lineage: Eukaryota; Metazoa; Chordata; Actinopteri; Cyprinodontiformes; Goodeidae
Gene: abcg2b
Product: ATP-binding cassette, sub-family G (WHITE), member 2b
Exons: 15
Coding region: 139-1989 (616 amino acids)
Cellular component (GO): plasma membrane
Molecular function (GO): ATP binding; ATP hydrolysis activity; ABC-type transporter activity
Source: RefSeq, a predicted model, not a curated record
UUAACAUUCUGUCUCGACUGUCUCUGUCAACCUGCAUGGGUCUCCGCCUCAGACUGUCUUUCAGCUGCUUUUCCAAACCUAAGUCUGCAUUUUGCUUUUUUCCUUCAUAUUUGUCUGAUAGGUUUGCCGUGUUUGAAGAUGGCCAAAGACAAGCAGAUAGUUUCUGACGUUGAAGACUGUUUUCAGGAACCUGGGCCGACUGUCACUUUCGCCAGGCUACAUUACUGCAUUCAAGAGAAGAAGUUCUGUCGCAAGAUAGGUCCUGAAAAGCAUAUUCUCAGAGAUGUAAGUGGCAUCAUGAGACCAGGGAUGAAUGCUAUAAUGGGGGCCACAGGAAGUGGUAAAACAUCACUCCUGGAUGUAAUAGCAGGUAGAAAAGAUCCAGCUGGACUGCGGCAAGGAACCGUACAAGUGAACGGAAAACCUGUCACUUCUGAACUCAGGCUCAGCUCUGCUUAUGUGGUACAGGAUGAUGUUGUGAUGGGCACUCUAAGCGUGAGAGAGAACCUUCUGUUCAGUGCCAACUUGCGUCUCAACCCAAAGCAUUACUCCUCUGCUGAUAAACAGAAAAGGGUGAACUCCAUCUUACAAGACCUGGGCCUUGUGGACUGUGCUAACACUAAGAUAGGAACUGAGUUCCUGCGUGGCGUAUCAGGAGGGGAGAGGAAAAGGUGCAGCAUUGGGAUGGAGCUCAUAACAUCUCCUUCGCUGCUGUUUCUGGAUGAACCAACAACAGGACUGGAUUCCAACACUGCGAACUGCAUCAUUGGUCUACUGCACAAGCUGUCUCGAAGAGGUAAAACUGUAAUCUUCUCCAUCCAUCAACCGCGCUACUCUAUCUUCAAACAGUUUGACCACUUGACCCUGAUGCAUAAAGGAGAGAUUGUGUACGCUGGAGCAGCAGAUCACACCCUGGAAUAUUUUACAGACCUCGGGUAUCAAAUUGAGUCUUUUAACAACCCUGCUGACUUCUUCAUGGACAUCACAAAUGGAGAAGCAACAUCCACAAAGCAAUCACAGACCCCAGAGGGCAAAAACUGGUUGGCAAUGAAGUAUUGUGACUCCCGCCUGUACCAGAACGUGAUGCAGGAGCUGGACCAUGGGUAUCAGAGCAUUAAUGAUGUGGGCAACAGAGAAGAAGAGGCAGCCAACUACGCUACAUCCUUCCUGUAUCAGAUGCGUGUGGUGUGUGGGAGGACAGUCCUGAACCUUUUAAGGAAUCCACAGACCUCUUAUGCCCAACUUGCUCUCAAUAUAUUUUUUGCCAUUCUGGUGGGACUAAUUUACUACCAGAUGCCUCUGACGCUGCCAGAGGGCUUGCAGAACAGGAGUGGAGCAUUCUUCUUCCUCAUCAUAAACAUGGUAUUUGGGAAUCUUUCUGCUGUCGAACUCUUUAUCAAUGAAAGGGCAAUCUUCAUUCACGAGAACUCCAGUGGCUAUUACAGAACAUCUGUCUACUUCCUGUCCAAGAUCUUUGCUGAUCUCAUCCCCAACCGCAUCAUUCCCAUCUUCGUAUUUUCAGCCAUCGCCUACUACAUGAUGGCGUUGAAGCCUGCCUUUGUGGCCUUCCUCUGCUUUGCUCUGACUAUGUCUCUGGUCAGCCUGGGAGGAGUUGCCCUCGCCUUCCUAGUCUCUGCCAGCGUAUCAACGUUUGCAAUGGCUAACAUCCUGAUUGCCUUACCGUUUGUCUUCAUGAUGGUCUUCGGUGGUUUUCUUGUCAAUCUCAACUCCAUGCUGAGCUGGUUGUCUUGGUUGAAAUGGAUCAGUAUAUUCAGUUAUGGACUAAACGCUGUAUACAUCAAUGAGAUGACAGGACAGAUUUUCUACAGCAACAACUCCAUUGUCCCAGGGGAGGCAUUUCUGGAAAGCAUGGACAUUGACUACUCUGUAUGGGGCUUCUGGCAGAACGAGGUGGCUCUGUUGGGAAUCAUUGCUGUCUGCAUGACGCUGGCCUACGUUCAGCUGCUGCGAAUCAACCGUUGGAAGUGAUGUCAACCCAUCUGUUCAUGCUUUUAUUAUUAACCAUAUAUGUUAUAUUGUGACUUUUUAAUUAACAGACAGGGAAACAUGUUUUAAAAUUUUCUCUAUUAUAUAUUUCUUUCUUUUCUCUGUUUGCAUUACCAGAUAAAAAUUAGAUAUUUAUUUAACAGCGCACGUGGAAUCUCACAGAAUGACACACCCGCAUUAAAAACACGUGUUGUAACAUUUGACUCUCUGGCUGAUAAGCUGCUACUUAGCACACUUGAUAUGGGCACGAGUGAGUGUCUGACAAGAGGCGAGCCAGCAUCUAAUUCCUCACAAAGCUACUUACAGUGAGUGAGCUAACAUUAGAUGCAAGGAAGAAAAUAUGUAUAUAAGUCACGGUUGUCUUAAUUUAACAAAUAUUUGUUGUGUGGUUUGGGCUUAACAAAAAUCUGUUUUGAUGUUUAAAGCCUAUUUUGAGUCUGGAACCUUUAUUUUGAAAGACAGGCAGAAAAUAUUUUAUAUCACUGGUUGAAGUCCUUUGUUUAUGUGGACCUUUGAUUUACAAUAAUCUGUCCUAAAAUUUGAGAUGUUUAUUUUAAAGAGGUUUUUUCAUUUUUCAUCGCUGCCUUAACUAAGUUUUUACUGCAGGACCUACAUGUUGUAUAAUCUAAACAAUGAAAUACUGAGGCCUCUUUUGAAAAGUGUGUGUAGCCUUAUUUGUAAGGGCAUCAUAAGCUAUUUUUUAGAAUUAGUAUAGUUCUUUUAGUUAAGUGCCUCCAGAACCUAUUCAAUGAAAUAUGUAGACUUUUAUUUUGAAGUUUAAUUUGAAGCUUUACUUUGAAAAGCCAACAUAACUGAGUAGGCCUUUAUUUUGAAAAGUAUGUAAGUAUGGAGAAUAUGAAAGGAGCUCCAAAAAACUUUUGCUUAGGGCCUCAUAUGAACUCAAACCAUCUCAGGUGAAACAUGGAUGUCUCUAGCAGAAUUUGACAAGCAAACAUAAACUUGAUGUAGACAGAGAUCCAUAUUCUUUUCAUAAUGAAUUUAAAAUUGACAUCAGUUGACCGAAGGCUAUACAUGAUUUAUAAUAUAAACCAUAGAGUGAAGUUAUUAUAUGCUGUAAAGGUAGAGCAGAAAGCAAAAAAUAGGUAACAUAGUAGAAAAACAUUCUGCAGUAUCCAAUUUCCCUUUAUUUUCACUUUAAAGAAUUACAUUUAUUAUCUUAUUCUCUUUUGCCAAUAUGGCACAGUUUGAAAUUUCUGUUUGGAACUUACCAAGAACCCCCCAGAUAGACACUUUAAUAAAAUGCAACAAUUUAAGCGCUUGUGUAUUGGUUAAUGAAUAAAUGUAAUAAAUAUGUUCACUUUGACUUCUAAUCCAAGCUGUGCAAAAACAUGACAUUUUAUUUGCUCUUUAGGCUUCAUUGGUUCGAAAGCAUUGUUAACCCUUUUAGCUUGUAAUAAGUCUAUUUUGGGGGCAAAUGUACAAUGACAGAAAAAUACAGCGAGGUAAUGGAGAAUGGAUGUACAUGGCAGAAUUUUCCUACAUACAAUAUUUAAAAAAACGGAAGAAAAAACAUUUAAUUCUCCAUAAUGUAUGUUUGGGGAAAUGACAUCACAAGAGCUGCAUGAAUCAACUGGAUUUGUUGGCAUUAAUAAGCGUCAUGGACAGAAUACACCUUUAAAGCUGGAUAAAAAUAUGUCAGUAACAAGGAAAGCAAAAAGAUACAUAUAAAUGGAUGUAGUCAAAAAAAAAUCAACUACCUUAUGUGAUGUCACCAGAGGGAUGUUUUUAGGAGUGUUAGAGUUCAUCUUGAUCAGAUAACACUUUACGACAAAAUAGCAAAACAAAUGGAAAAACUCACCAUGACAUGUUGUUCUAUAGGUCACAAAUUAUACAAACAUUUAGUCCAAUUAAUUUUUUUGGAACACUGUGGCUUGUAGGUUUAAUAAACUCAAAUAAAUGCAUAAAAGGUAAAGAAUGUCUACAGGAAAAUAUUUGGUAAUCAUCAAAUAGUCAUUUCUAGUCUUAUUUCCAUAUCUCUUGCUUUUCGUCUUUUAACCCAAGUCAAAAAACAUGUUUUAAAAGCGAUAACGUGUCAUUUUAAAAAUGGUAUUUUUGCAAUCAAUGACAGUGAAACCGAGGUCCUUCUGCAACAAAUAGAGCUAUAGUUUUAAAAUUUUAA